AUGCCUACUUAUGUGAAGUUUCUAAAAGACAUCUUGGCCAAGAAAAAGAGAUUGGGUGAGUAUAAGACUACUGCACUUCCUAAGGAGUGUAGUGCCAUCAUUCAGAACAAGGUUCCACUAACACUCAAAGAUCCUGGUGCAUUAUUUUUUGCUAAAGCUUUGAGUGGUUUAGGAGCUAGUAUUAACCUGAUGCCUUUGUCAAUUUAUAGAAAGUUGGGUUUGGGAGAAAUUAAGCCCACCAGUGUGACACUACAACUUGCUGAUCUAUCUCUCACAUAUCCAAGAGGAGACUAUUUGCACACUACUAGAGCACUCAUUGAUGUUGAGAAGGGAGAGCUUACCUUGAGAGUUCAAGACCAAAAGGUAACUUUCAAUAUUUAUAGAGCUUUGAUAUUUCCUAAUGAUUCUGAUGAAUGUUUUGUAGUAAGUGCAAUAAAUAGUGUCACUAGUGAGGUAUUUAUUGAAAACCAUCCCAAAUAUCCACUUAAGGCAUCUUUAGUUGCUAAUUCUAAGAGGGAUGAUGACGAGCUCCUUGAGUAUGUGAAUAUGUUGGAUGCUUCAUCUUGGAUUUUAAGAGCCUAA
This is a messenger RNA of Theobroma cacao (cacao), 582 nucleotides long. RefSeq lists its product as uncharacterized. The record is from RefSeq and is a predicted model, not a curated record. NCBI's taxonomy places the organism in Eukaryota, Viridiplantae, Streptophyta, Magnoliopsida, Malvales, Malvaceae.